This is a messenger RNA of Cuscuta epithymum, 1589 nucleotides long. The record is from the annotation of a GenBank genome assembly. Lineage: Eukaryota; Viridiplantae; Streptophyta; Magnoliopsida; Solanales; Convolvulaceae.
AACUUAUUAGAAUAUCUGCUUAACCGACGUCCUUGGACGGGACCCGGAAUAGUGACGUCUUCUUUAGGAGAUAACUGUGAUACCAUCAUGGUACUUGGCAUUUACUGAUGUUCAUAUUUAUAGCGUUUCGUAAUUUUAUUCCAGUCCUGACCUGAACAAGCAAAGAAAACUUCUCAGUCGCCUGAGAGAUGGGUAAUUCGCAGUCGUAUUCUACCGAUCCCCGUUUCGCUUCCGCUAAAAGAGCGUUCACCGAGAAGGAACUUGAAGACCUGAACUUUUUGUUCCUUUCCCUCUCCGAGAAAUCAGAAUCAAAUGCGCAAUACAUCUCCCCUUCUGUUUUCAAGGUGCACAUUGGGAUUGAAGGGAAGUUGGGGGAUAGAUUAUUCGACUUGGUCACUCAGAACCGCAAAGAUCAAAAGCUUACCUUUGAAGAUCUUGUUAUUGCUAAAGCAACUUAUGAAAAGGGAACAAAAGAUGAGAUGGAAGAGUUUGUCUAUCAACUGUUAGACGUAUCUGGUGACGGAACUGUUGAAAGGUCCGAUCUUGAAGCUGUAUUAAAUGCAAUGCUUGAUGAUAUAUUUUCUCAUAAAUGCUCUGAAGGAGGACCAGGUUCAAAUUCAGACAUUAUUGACAUAUUACUCAGUGCUGCAAAUUUCACAAUAGAUACUCAAAAUCCAGCUGCAAGGUGUAUGUCUUAUGGGGAUUUUAGGAAGUGGUGUGAACUGCUCCCAUCUGUCAGGAAGUUCCUAGGAAGUUUGCUGAAGCCAUCUGACUCAGGUUCUGACGUUCCUAGAUUAGUUCACCAGGACAAUAUUCGUUCUGAUAUGAUACUGUUAAGGAAGGAAUACGCAUGGUUAAUUGGAGGUGCCCUCCCACAAGAGGAGCUCCGUGAAUGGAAGCUUCUUUAUCACAGUGCAGUCCAUGGCUUGAGCUUCAACACCUUCUUGGGAAAUAUGGCAAAUGACAAAUGUCCUGCCGUAUUAAUCAUAAAAGACAAGAAUGGCAAUACAUAUGGGGGUUAUGCUUCUCAACCAUGGGAGAGACAUGGUGAAUUUUAUGGAGAUAUGAAGUCAUUCAUCUUCCAGCUUUACCCAAAAGCAUCAAUUUAUCGCCCCACAGGAGCAAACUACAAUAUACAGUGGUGUGCUGUGAAUUUUAGUUCAGAAAGCAUUCCCAAUGGAAUAGGGUUUGGUGGUAGAGUGAAUCAUUUUGGUUUGUUCAUAUCAGCCAAUUUUGAUCAAGGCCAUACUUUCCCCUGCACCACGUUUGGAAGCCCUAGCUUGUCGGGAUGCAACAUCAUAUAUCCAGAAACGAUUGAAUGCUGGGAAGUCCAAAUCAAGAAAGCUCAAGAAGAAGCACAUCAUGAUCGCAUCAAAGGUUCCGUUCUUGAGAGAUUCAAAGAGGACAAAAAUAUGCUUAAUAUGGUUGGCCUUGCAAAUUCAAGCGAUUGAUCUGCCCUAAUUCCUGGCAUUAAUGUAACUUAUAACAAACGUGUAUGUUGGUGACUUGGUGUUGAAUAUCUAAAUGCUGUCACUAAGUCAAUAGAAUCAUACAAAAAUAGCUACUCUUCGCGUAUCACUAGUUCUGAG